This is a messenger RNA of Terrapene triunguis (Three-toed box turtle), 3203 nucleotides long. It is a transcript of the gene MAP10, whose product is annotated as microtubule associated protein 10. The record is from RefSeq and is a predicted model, not a curated record. NCBI's taxonomy places the organism in Eukaryota, Metazoa, Chordata, Testudines, Emydidae. Bases 33 to 2699 code for a protein of 888 amino acids. Gene Ontology annotation, molecular function: microtubule binding. The transcript has a single exon. Gene Ontology annotation, biological process: mitotic spindle midzone assembly; cytoplasmic microtubule organization; positive regulation of cytokinesis. Gene Ontology annotation, cellular component: mitotic spindle pole; centrosome; midbody.
CGCGCUGCUGUUGCCCGCCGUGACGCUGGGUGAUGGAGGAGGCGGGCGGCGCGCGCGAGGGCCUCUUCUCGCUGGAGCUGCUGGUGGAGUGGGUGCGGGUGGAGCCGCGGCUGCUGCCCCCGCGCGGGCCCCUGCGCCCGGCCGUGGCGCUGCGGCUGCUGGACUUCCCCACCCUGCUGGUGCACCCGCCCGAGCCGGGCUGCCCGCCGGGGCGGCUCGUCCCCUUCGGCCGGGGCAAGUCCUGCCUCUUCCGCCUGGGCCCGGGCCCCCUGCGGGGCCUGCUCCGCCGCGCCCCGCUCUACGCGCUGCUGCUGGCGCUGCCCCCGGGGCCCGGCCCGGCCCGCCUGCUUGGCAGCUGCUGUGUCUCCCUGGCCCCGGCGGCCGAGGAGCUGCUGCGGCCGCCGCAGGGCGGGGCGAGGCCCGACUCCCGGGGCCGCAGGGGCCGUUACCCCCUGCGGGACCUCAUGGGGGAGCGGGUUGGGGAGCUGGCCCUGGGCUACCGCCUCAGCAGCCUGGGGCCGGCCUUGCUGGGGCACCUGCCUGCGGGCCUGGGGCAGGAGGUGGCUGGGGGAGCGCCGUCGCCCAGCCCCCCGGAUACCCAGCGCAAGAGCGGGCCCAGGCCGCAGGGGGCCCCGGGGGAGCAGGCGUCUGGUCGUAGUAGGCGCUGCACGUCUAUGGGCAGCCAGACGGAGCCGCAGGUCAGGGAAGAGGUUGGGGAGUUGGAGCCUGAGCACAGCGGCCAAGCCUCAUCCCCCGCUGGCGAGACCCGUCAGCCAAGUGGGGAGGAGGUGAGGGAGCUGGAGAUAGAAGCAAACGUCUUCUGCCCUCCCCCCUUGUACUACAGCCACCUGCCCACAGAGCCCCCACCACCCAGGCCCCCUGAGAGGGUGGCAGUUGCUCAGCCUCAGGCACUGCAGGAGCAGAUCCCAAGUGUACCCCUUGUGCCAUUGCAGGAAGCUUGUCCAGACAGAGGUCAGGCUUCUGGUUCCUUGGCCCAGUCGCUGGGUAGUGCCCAGCUGCUCAGAGAUGCUCUCAGAGAGCUGCCUCUGAUCAAUGCUUUGCUGGUAGAACUGUCCCUGCUGAACAACCAGCCCUUGCAACUGGGACCUUCUACUGUUCACCCCCAGCUGGCCUGGCUAUAUCGAGAAGUAGAAGACGACGUCAAGCCCUCAAGACCUCUUGCUAAAAGCAGAUGGCCAAUGGGGCAGGAUAAGGAAACACUUCUUAACCCCAGUGAAAGAUUCAAAAGAAGUGAGCAGGAGUUUUCUAAAUUGGGUGGUUCUUCCUUAGGAGAGACUGGGGCUGGGAAAGGAACCAAGAAAGCUGCUGCAGCAUCAAGAAACAACGGUUUUGAAAAGAAGAGUGGAACCAAAGAGAAAACACCCCCAAGAAAGAAACUGUUUUAUGGACUCACAAAUACACUAAGGUUACGAUUACAGCAGACCAAUCCAGAUAUGUUAAUACUUCAUGAAAGGAGAGAACAAUAUAGAAAAAGGCAAGUAGAGAUGCUGAGGGAAAAGAAAGGCAAAGGCUCUUUGUCCAGAGGAAAACUAUUCAGAAACACUGCUGAACAGCAUCUGUCUUCUUACAGGCCUCCUGCCAGGGGAGGAAUUUUAGAACAAAAUGUUCAGCUUCAUGAAAAUAUUGAGACUUUAAUACAAAGUAGUGUUGAAAAAGAUUACUCUACCACUAUAACGGAAGAUAUUUCUAAUCUACAAAAACAUGCUGCUCACAAUAGGCCGAACAAUCAUGAAGAAAGCACAAAGGAAGAGAAUCCGUAUGAAGUGAAUACAAACUGUUCACUGGAAGGAACUACAAUUAAAACCCCUUACAAAGUAAAGGAUGUGAAAGUCCACCUGCCAAGAGCUUUCACCCAGGAUACUGAUGCAAAGAGAAAUAAAGUAGAUGAGGAAACAGUACAGUUUAUUCAUGACAAAGACAUGGAUCACUAUAAUGCUUCCACAUUAGGUGAUUAUCAGUUAGGCCCCAAAAACAGUUUUGAAAGUAACCCUGAACUCAAGUAUUCAGAUGACUUUGUUGGCAGCCCUGAGAACACAGGCUAUUCGGAAGAUUUCACCAGUGCUGACGAUACGGGCAGAGGCUCAGAAACUCUUGAUAGCAGCCCAGAGCCUGCACUGGUAAGCCCAAAGCAAGCUUGCUCAGACAUGGAUUCAGAAUCCAAGAAGUCCAGACUUUCUGAAAAAAGUCUGAGAACUGAAAGUAUUUCAGCUCCUCUACCAGUUCCUUCAACUGCAUCUCCAGUCCAGUCUCUUAAAAGAACCUAUGAUUUAAAAGCAAAAAAACAGAGUACAGGUGCGGCUGUCAGUAUAUCCAUUAGUGACUCCUCUCCUCCUGCAGGUUCAUUAGAUAAGCAGGAAUUAGCUCCACACAUCAAGGAAGAAGAUAGCAAAAUUGACCAAAAUGUUUUCCAGGCCCCUGAGGUGAAGAGUAAGCAAACUAAUUCUGAUAUGAAUAGUGUAGUAAAGGGCCAAACCUCUUUGGAAAAGAGCCAGUCACUGAGGACAUCUCAAGUUAGCUCCUACUUGCCAUCCAACAUGUCUGAUCUUGAACUUAGUUGUGUGGAAAACAAUACAUCAGACAAGGAAGAGGAUGACAACUUUGGGACACUGAGUAUUCCUAAUCAAUAUAAGCACAUCAGUGAACUAGUAGUAAACAAGCUUCCUGGAUACACAAUGUAAUCAAUAUACACUCUUCAUCAAAACAAAAAAUGUUUACUUUUUUUAUUUUUAUAAACAAUAUUAAGAUAUUUGUAAUUGGAUAUAUAUAACAGAUACGAUUGGCUUUAUGAAUUUAAUAAAUUGCUGUUUUUGUUUUUAUAAAAACAAUGAUUGUAACUUUGGUGUAUACAACAUAACUUCAAUUGUCUGAGCCUAGCUUUAAAAGAAAAAGACAAGCAAAAAAGUGUUUAAAAUACCCCAUCUGUUCAAUUGUAGAAAUGAAAAUGGAAGCAGUAAGCCUUCCUAGAAUAUCCAAAGACUUGUCAGAAGAAAAUGGUAGUGCUAAAGAAACAACCAUGCAGUUAAGUUAUGAGUACAAAUUAUGUCUAACCAUUUUUAUAAAUGGAGAUUUUAAAUCAUGUAACCUUGUUGACAAAAGCAAUCUUUACACUUUAAGGAAAUAAAUGCAAUACAACUGCUACUUAAUGCACACAGGCUGUCAUAGGCAAUAGCAGUAUAGAUUGU